Molecule: messenger RNA, 1260 nt
Organism: Otolemur garnettii (small-eared galago)
Lineage: Eukaryota; Metazoa; Chordata; Mammalia; Primates; Galagidae
Gene: SNRNP48
Product: small nuclear ribonucleoprotein U11/U12 subunit 48
Exons: 9
Coding region: 31-1050 (339 amino acids)
Cellular component (GO): cytosol; U12-type spliceosomal complex; nucleoplasm
Source: RefSeq, a predicted model, not a curated record
GCGCUAUCUCCCGGCUGGCGGGCUGCGGCUAUGGAGGGCGAACCUCCUCCGGUUGAGGAGCGGCGGCGGCUGCAAGAGGAGCUGGGCGAGUUUGUGGAGAGCUGUUGCCGGACGCUGGAGGAGGUGACAGCGUCCCUGGGCUGGGACCUGGAUAGCCUGGAUCCGGGGGAAGAGGAGGCGGCGGAGGAUGAAGUUGUGAUAUGUCCUUAUGAUUCUAAUCAUCACAUGCCUAAAUCAUCUUUAGCAAAGCACAUAGUAUCUUGUAAAUUGAGGAAACUGGGCUAUACCAAAGAAGAAGAGGAUAAAAUGUAUAAUCCUGAUUUUUUCUAUGAGAAUGUGAAGAUACCUUCAGUUACUUUGAAUAAAGACUCUCAAUUCCAGAUAAUUAAACAAGCUAGAACUGCAGUUGGAAAAGAUGGUGAUUAUAACAAUCAAAGGAUUUAUUCUUCAUUGCCUGUUGAAGUUCCUCUCAAUCACAAACGGUUUGUUUGUGAUCUAACUCAAGCGGAUCGCCUUGCCCUCUAUGAUUUUGUAGUUGAAGAGACAAAGAAAAAGCGCUCUGAUUCUCAGAUCAUUGAAAAUGAUAGUGAUCUAUUUGUGGACUUGGCUGCCAAAGUCAAUCAAGAUAAUAGUCGAAAAAGUCCAAAAUCCUACCUUGAAAUCCUGGCAGAGGUGAGAGAUUAUAAAAGACGACGCCAGUCCUAUAGAGCUAAGAAUGUUCACAUAACCAAGAAAUCAUAUACUGAGGUGAUUCGGGAUGUGAUAAAUGUGCACAUGGAAGAACUCAGUAAUCACUGGAAAGAAGAACAGGAAAAAGCAGAGGAUGAUGCUGAAAAGAAUGAAGAAAGGCGAUCAGCUUCUGUAGAUUCACGACAGUCUGUUGGAAGCUAUUUGGAUGCUGAGUGUUCACGACAUAGAAGAGAUAGGAGUAGGAGCCCACAUAGACGAAAAAGAAAUAAAGAUAAAGAUAAAAACUAUGAGUCGAGAAGAAGGAAAGAGAGGGAUGGAGAGAGACAUCAUAGUCAUAAAAGAAGAAAGCAAAAAAUGUAAAUGGAGUAUUCGUGCAUGCAUUAAUUAUGCUUAUGCCAUGAUAAUCAAUAUGCUAAUAUUUUAAUAGCUUUGCAUAGGAAAAUGUUUAUAUGAUCUAUUUAGUGCACAUUAUUUUCAAUAAAUACUUACUGCUUUGAACUGUGAGUACAUUAUAUGCCCUACAAUUUUGUUUUCCAUAUAUUUUAGUAGAUGGUUUACUUUCUAUUACUG